Topomyia yanbarensis is the source of this 4341-nucleotide messenger RNA. RefSeq lists its product as uncharacterized. The record is from RefSeq and is a predicted model, not a curated record. Bases 1 to 4341 code for a protein of 1446 amino acids. The transcript has 4 exons. Lineage: Eukaryota; Metazoa; Arthropoda; Insecta; Diptera; Culicidae.
AUGCUGGUGCAGGAGUUAGUUGACAAGUUGCCACCGAGCUACAAACUGGAUUGGGUCCGGUAUAAGCGAGGGAAGGUGGACAGUCCGUUGCGAAUGUUCACGAACUUCACAAAUGACAUCGUUUCGGAUGUGUCGGAGGUGACGGAGUUCUCGACAUUGUCGCUAAGCGAGCGUGAGCCUUCGCGAAUGGGGAAAGGAAAUUCCCGAAAGAAGGAGUUUGUACAUCUCCAUGACGCGGACCAGGUUUCUGAUGAAAUUCAAAGAGAGACAGUAACUAAGCCGUGCUGGAUCUGUAAACGAACGGAUCAUCUCAUCAGGUGCUGUGAGGAGUUUAAGCGGAUGAACAUUGCCGCCAGGUUGAGAGAGGUUGAGCGACAAAACCUGUGUGGUCUUUGUUUGAACAAGCACGGAAACAGCAGAUGCACCUCGAAGAUUCGAUGCUUCAUGCAAAAUUGUCGUGGAGGCCAUCAUCCACUUUUGCAUCGAGUGGAGGAAUCGGUGCGGCUGCAGAAGGUAGAAUGCAAUGCUACCGAAAAGGCAGAUAGUGCGGUUAUUUUCCGUAUGAUGCCGGUGACGCUUUACGUGGGCAAACGACAGAUCGAUACUACUGCGUUCUUCGACGAAGGGUCGUCGGCUACGUUGGUAGAUGAUCUGGUGGCCAGGCGGCUGAAAGCAGAAGGUACUCUAGAGCCGUUGAUAGUGACGUGGACGGGCAAUAUCAACCGCUUUGAGAACGAUUCGAGGAAGGUCGAACUGAUGAUGUCGGCGAAGGGUUCGAAGGAGAAGUUUCCGCUGUUCAACACUCGAACGGUAUCAGAGUUGGUGCUGCCGAAGCAGAACGUGCGAUUCGCAGAUGUGGUAAAAAAAUAUUCCCAUCUUGCAGGCGUUCCGGUGAGAGAUUACCCAUCGGGAAAGCCGAGAAUCCUACUCGGGCUAGACAACGUCCACUUAUUUGCGCCGUUGGAGUCGCGGGUCGGUAAGCCAAACGAACCGAUUGCCGUGCGGUCGAAGAUUGGCUGGACAGUGUAUGGUUCGGAGAACCGAAGACCGAGUGCGUACACCUACCUGAAUCUGCACUCGAUCGUUCCAGCAAGCAAUCAAGGUCUCCAUGACAUGAUGCGAGAGCAAUACAUGCUAGAUGAGACAGCGAUUGCGACGUUCGCUGUACCGGAGCCCGUGGAGGAGAAAAGAGCUCGAGAGAUGCUUGAGACAACGACGAAGCGAGUGGGUGAUCGCUUCGAAACGGGGUUGCUGUGGCGUGAGGACGCACGACGAUUCCCUGACAGCUAUCCGAUGGCUGUACGCCGGAUGAAGGCUCUGGACCGUAAGCUGAACAGGAAUUCAGACUUGAAGAAAAACGUGUGCCAGCAGAUCGAGGACUAUCAAGUCAAACACUACGCGCACAAGGCGAGUGAAGCCGAACUGAAGGGUACGCCACAAACCGCUGUGUGGUAUCUACCGCUGAACGUCGUAGUGAAUCCGAAGAAGCCGAGUAAGGUGCGCUUGGUUUGGGAUGCUGCAGCAUCAGUGAACGGAGUCUCUCUUAACUCAGAGUUACUCAAAGGUCCGGAUAUGCUAGUUCCGCUUCCCAGAGUAAUCUGCAAUUUUCGGGAACGGCCAGUAGCAUUCGGUGGUGACAUUCAAGAAAUGUACCAUCAGAUCCGGAUCAGACCUGAGGAUAGGCAAGCGCAACGGUUUUUGUUCCGAGCGAACAGUGAGGAAGCUCCGCAGGUGUACGUUAUGGACGUUGCCACCUUUGGUUCCACGUGUUCGCCCUGCUCAGCUCAAUUUGUGAAGAACUUGAAUGCAGCAGAUUUCUCGGAGAAGUACCCUGAAGCAGUAGAAGCCAUCGUGAAGCGUCACUACGUAGAUGACUACUACGACAGCGUGGAUACUAUCGAAGAAGCGAUCCAGCGAGCCAGUGAGGUGAGGUACAUCCAUUCGUGUGGAGGAUUUCGGAUCAGAAACUGGGUGUCGAACUCUGCUAGAUUUCUCGAACAAAUAGGAGAAAGGAGUGUCGAUUCCGCAGUGCAUUUCAACUGGGACAAGAACACCGAAUACGAGCGUGUGCUAGGCGUCGUUUGGGACCCGGUUGGAGACGAGUUCCGUUUUGCGACCGAAUGGAAAGCAGAGUACAACAAGGUUUUCCUAGAGGAAAAACGCCCGACGAAAAGAAUUGUUCUGAGCAUUGUGAUGGCGCAAUUCGAUCCAGCAGGAUUUCUUGCUCCAGUUACAAUUCUCGGGAAAAUGCUGGUUCAGGAUCUGUGGCGGACAGGCUGCGACUGGGAUGACGCAAUCGAUGAGCUGUCGUUCAGGAAGUGGUUGCGGUGGACCAACAUUCUCGCAGACGUGCCAGUGUUUAAGCUACCUCGAAGCUAUUUCGGAACUGCGAGAUCAGAUGAGGUCGAAGAAGUCCAGCUUCACAUCUUUGCUGAUGCCAGCGAGACGGCGUACGGAUGUGUGGCAUACUUCCGUGCAAUCGUACGGGGUAAGGUGGUGUGUUCGCUAGUGAUGAGUCGAGCGAAGGUAGCACCGUUGAAGCAGCUGUCGAUUCCGCGGCUAGAACUCCUGGCAGCGGUUCUUGCGGCAAGGCUGGCACGAACGAUCGAGCAGAAUCACAACUUCACGAUCAGUAGAGUGGUGUUCUGGAUUGACGCAGAAGUGGUGCUGUCCUGGAUUCGGUCGGAUCAGCGCCGCUACAAGCAAUUUGUUGGUUUUCGCAUUGGCGAAAUUCUUAGUUUGACUAAACUGACAGAUUGGCGAUGGGUUCCGACGAGAUUGAACGUGGCGGAUCUGGUAACCAAAUGGGGUAAAGGUCUGGAGAUACACCCCAACAGCCCGUGGGUACGUGGGCAACAAUUUUUGUACGACAGUGUGGAAAAGUGGCCGAAGAGAGAAUUACCUCCAGCUAACACUACGGAGGAGCUUCGGGUUCACUUGAUGCUGCACGACGUGCAAGUUGCACAGGCUAUCGUGGACGCCAAUCGCUUUUCUAAGUGGACAGUGCUGGUGAGGACGAUGGCGUGCGUAAUCCGGUUCGUGUCGAACUGUAGACGAAAGAGCAAAAAACUGCCGAUUGAGACGCUAAAAGCAACGAGCAGACAGAGCAGAGUACUACAACCGACGGCAGCUGCGUCAGUACGUGUGGCGCUACAGCAAAGUGAGCACGAGAAGGCGGAACUAUGGCUGAUGAAGAUGGCACAGGCGGAGUGUUUCAUCGAUGAGUUGAAGGUACUGGUCAGGAAUAAGGAUCGGCCGGUGAGCCAAUGGCUGUCGAUCGAGAAGUCCAGUGCACUCUACAAACUUACUCCGCUGAUUGACGAAAACGGGCUGAUUCGAAUGGAGGGGAGAGCAGAGAAAGCAGAGUUGCUGUCAUUCGAUCUACGUUUUCCAACGAUCCUGCCACAUCAGCAUAAAAUCACGCAGCUGAUUGUUCAGCAUUACCACGAGAAGAGCGGUCACGGAUAUCGACAGGCGGUGAAGAACGAGCUGAAGCAGUUGUUCUACAUUCCGCAGCUUGACGCAGUAGUCCGGAAGGUGUCGUCGUCUUGCGUAUGGUGUAAGGUCCAUCGAAGUCGGCCUCGAGUUCCACGAAUGGCUCCGCUACCAGUGCAGCGCCCUCAUUUGAAAAAGUGCAGUGCUGGGCCUGAAAAAGGAAGUACAGUGCUGGGUCUGAAAAAGGAAGAUGUCAAGAGACUACAGUGCCACCGAGGUGGAGCGUGCGCUUUCGUUAAGGUCAGUGAUCUGGCGCUAGAACAGAAAGUGGUGGACGAACACGACGAGAAACACGAUGUGGAGUUAGAUGGGAAGAAGCACAAACUUCGAAUAACCAUGGAAGAUGGGAGUGUUGAAGUGAAAGUGUUUGACCUCCCCGAAGAUGUGAGCGAAGAGAAGAUUGCUGAUUUUUUGAGCACCUACGGUGAUGUGCUAACGAUUCAAACUGCUGGUUCAAAAGAGCUACGCAAACGUGGCAAAACAAAACGUGCCACAACCGCAACCAAAAAGUUCGACUGGCAAAAGUCAGUUAACAAGCGACUGGCCGUACCAAGCUUAUCGGCACCACCACCUCUAAUACUAAAGACAUUCCCAGAACUGCCUAAGGCAGCCGGUAUGACAGCGCACAGUAGCAGCCGGCCUGCAGAGAUUGUAUCAUCGCUAGAAUCGCAACAAAUGCAAAGACCGACGUCAUCGCAACGAGCACCACCGCGAACUGACGAACCACUUAACGCCAGGACUUUUGCAGCUGAGCUGUUUAAAAGCCGACGAACGCGAAACCGACAGCCGGGCAAAAAGCCAUGUCGGGAUAGCGAAGACGAUGAAAUGGAGCAUGAGCAACUCUAA